Molecule: messenger RNA, 1451 nt
Organism: Populus nigra (black poplar)
Lineage: Eukaryota; Viridiplantae; Streptophyta; Magnoliopsida; Malpighiales; Salicaceae
Product: vacuolar protein sorting 38
Exons: 6
Coding region: 217-1287 (356 amino acids)
Biological process (GO): SNARE complex assembly
Cellular component (GO): endosome; lytic vacuole
Molecular function (GO): SNARE binding
Source: RefSeq, a predicted model, not a curated record
AAGGCAAAGGUAAAAAUCAGAAACAACAAGAACUCUCGCUCUUCUUCUCCCCCCCCUCCGAAUUUUCCCGAGAAAAUCAGAUAUACCCCAACCCAAGAGUCCAAGACAACAGCACUCAUGAUCCCCAAACCCUAAUUACGCCUCUGACUACGAUGAUGCCAAUCCAUGACCUCUUAUCAUUAACUUCCAGAAUUACUUUCUCAAUCUCAGUUAUAAAUGGAACCAGACCGCAUCCUCUCUCCAGACCCAUCCACAUCAAAAUCAAAACCAACCGAAUCGGAGAAAGAAAAAUUCAUCGAAUGGGAAGAUUACGAGCACGAAGUUGCAAGAUUAUGGAGUCUCUCUUCUUCUCUCAACGAAUCUAAACAAAAGAAGCAAAAUUUUGAACAGAAACUUCGCUCCCUUAUUCAAGUGAAGGAGGAGGCUUUAAGUAGAUUGAAUAAAUUGGAGGAGAUGAAGGAAAGGGUGGAGGCUAGGAAAUUGGUGAUAGAAAGAAUUAAAGGGCAAUCUAAGGUUGCGGCGGAGAAUUCGACAAAAGAAGAGGAGAGGCUUAGUUCGGAAGUUCGAUCAUUAUUAGUUGCUGGCACCGCGCUUUCUGUGGCUAGUAAGCAAUUGCAGGAUUCAAGAAGGUCACUUGCCGGAGAAAGGGGAUAUGUUCGCCUCACAAAGUUGCAGAAGAAGCUAAGACUGAGACAACAAUUUAUGAUAUCACAAGUUUCAUUGCUUUAUCCUAUUAAGAUAUCAGCUGGACCUUCAGAGGAGCAGGAACUUGAAUCUUUCCCAAGCAGUAGUAAAUCAGGGAACUAUGUUGGUUCUAAACCCGUUAAUCAAGGAUCCUUGACAAUUUUAGGUCUGAAUUUGACGAUGGCUCCCUUUACAAAGAUGAGUUUUUUCACUGACAAGAAGGAGGUUCAGAGGUCUGCUAGUGCCCUCGGACACGUUGCUCAUGCUGUUUCACUUAUUGCCUCGUACUUAGAAGUUCCUUUGCGUUACUCUUUACGUUUGGGUGGUUCCAAUUCCUAUAUUAUUGAUUGUGCACCUUCAGUAGAGUCAUCUGAUUUGUUGUCAAGUACAAUGUUGACUGCAAAUACAAAACCUGUUGAAUUUCCCCUCUUUUUAGAAGGUCAAGAUACCACGCGAGCAGCAUAUGCUGUAUUCCUUUUAAACAAGGAUCUGGAGCAGCUUUUAAAUUACAUUGGUGUUAGAAGUUUAGGACCACGGCAUGUAUUGGCUAAUUUGAAGGAGCUUACAAGGACAAUUCAGUCAGCAGAAUUCUUAGACUCAUGAUCCGAUCUCCCAAUCUUGACUUUAAAGUUAGUGCUUCUUUUGUAAAUGGAUACCUGUAUUCUUACAUAGGUGCGAGUUUUUGAUGCAGCACCAUGUCAUAGAUCUUCAUCUAUUACCACUUUUUAUUGAUAAAAGCAUGGUCAAUAUGGAUUCUUUUUCUAGGA